UUGUGGCACAUUGUUGAUAGCUGUGUGGAAUAUUGCACGACAAAUUGUGUUUUAAUACUCCACAUUGGAGUGAUGUGUUUUAAUCAAUCAACCAAUCAAUGUUUACUUACAUAGCCCUAAAUCACGAGUGUCUCAAAGGGCUGCACAAGCCACAACAACAUCCUCGGCUCAGAUGCCACAUCAGGGCAAGAAAAAACUCAACCCAAUGGGAUAACAAUGAGAAACCUUGGAGGGGACCGCAGAUGUGGUUUGUUGGCUCCUGAUGAUGAUCCACCAUGCAGCCAUCUUCUUGUGACACCUUUGUGGCUCUGCCCCCCUCCACGGAGGGACACCGCAUCGUUUUUGGAAAGAACUCUGACCGACCACAGGAUGAAGUCCAGGAGGUGGUUUAUUCCCCGGCCUCAGACUAUGAAGAGGGGUCAAAGGUUGAGUGUACUUACAUCGAGAUAGAGCAAGUUCCCCACACAUUUGCAGUGGUUUUGAGCAGACCGGCGUGGUUGUGGGGCGCAGAAAUGGGCGCCAAUGAGCACCAAGUGUGUAUUGGGAAUGAGGCGGUGUGGGGGAGAGAGAAUGCCGAUGCAGAGGAGGCUCUUCUUGGAAUGGAUCUUGUCAGGCUUGCACUUGAGAGGGCGGACACGGCGGUGAAAUCAGUGCAUGUCAUAGCUGAGCUGCUGGAGAAACAUGGCCAAGGUGGAUGCUGCUUGGAAGAAGACUGUGGUUUCACCUACCACAACAGCUUCCUCAUCUCAGACAGGAAAGAGGCUUGGGUGCUGGAGACCUCCGGGAAGCACUGGGCUGCAGAGAGAGUGGAAGGCGGCUAUCGCAACAUCUCAAACGAGUACAGCAUCACAACAAAGAUAGACAAAGAGCACCCAGACUUGCGCAGGUAUGCACAAAGUAAUGGCUGGUGGGAUGGAGAGGCUCCGUUCAACUUCGCUGCCGCGUACUCCCACAUGAACACGUCCAGAAUCGAAGCCUCGGGGAGUCGAUACUGUGAAGGGAAGAAGCUGUUGCAAAAGAGCAAUGGAAGCAUCUCUGCUCAGACAAUGAUGGACAUCCUGAGGGAUAAAGAGAGUGGCAUAAAUAUGGAGGGCAUGUUCAUGACUACAGGCAGCAUGGUGUCGGUGGUACCUGUGGAUCAGGCUCUUCCAGGGGUUCACUAUUUCACAGCUACUCCAGAUCCUGAGAGGUCUGUGUUCAAACCAUUCAUCUUUCUGCAAAACAUUGGGGAGCUAAAGGAGACCACAUCUCCCAGUUACGGCCCAGAUGACCCAGUAAAAAGGAAGCCGCGUUUCCGGAGCAAGCCUGACCGAAAGCAUGGGCUGUUUGGCAAACACGAGGUGGUGGCUGCCAUCAUUGACACACACAAGGAGCGAGGAGAGAGGAUCGUGCACAACAUGAGGAAGUUAGAAUGUGACAGGAUGAAACAGAUGGAAGAGAUUCUUUGUCGCGGUGUUAAGCAGCCGGACAUUUUGUCAGAUGUGUUUUCCAGUUCUGUGAAGGACGAGAUGGAGCUGUACAGCAAAAAGUUCUAACUCAAUUAGGACACAGUGCAAGUCUCUCUUGUUACAACACAUCCGCUUGAGCAUAGAAGAUUAAAUAAAUGGUACAAUCUACAUGAUAUAUACUGCUAAAUCAGAAAAGAUAACAAAAUACAUUAACUGCAGCUGUAAGGUUUAUUUAGAACAAUCUAUAAAUACACAACACUUUACAAAAUGUGUCACACGUGCAUGACAAUUAUUUUAUUAAAGAGUCAUAUUCAACACUUGCUUAAACAAAUUCACAAUAAAAACAAACCAUAGUUUCCCUGUAAUUAAAUUCACCUGAGAGAAGAUGUAAUGUGUACAGUAUGUGCAACAUAUCAUAUUCAGAGCCUUAAUGGUGUUUUUUUAAGUUAAACUAAUUACAUUUUGCUUGUUUGGCAAUAAAAGCAUGUGCUAAUGUAUCCCUUAUAAACCAUCAACACUGUUUGCAUCAUAUUUGUAUUCACCAUGGUAACAAUGCUUGUGUCUUCAUGCUACAAACAAGUAAAACACUCAUAAUAUAAACUGAAUGAACACAAAAUUCAAAUAGAUACAAAACAACCUGCAUCUAUUCACUCACAUAUUGACAUCAAAUAAGAACAUUCAAGUGCAUGUGUUGACUGGAAGAUGAAAAGUUGUCAAUGCUAUCAUUUUAAAACUGACCUAUGUAUUGACCAUCAGUUCAUGAGGUGAUUAAAUGUCACAAGUGACUAAAUUAG
This is a messenger RNA of Entelurus aequoreus (snake pipefish), 2242 nucleotides long. RefSeq names its product secernin 3 (gene scrn3). Lineage: Eukaryota; Metazoa; Chordata; Actinopteri; Syngnathiformes; Syngnathidae. Gene Ontology annotation, biological process: proteolysis. Gene Ontology annotation, molecular function: cysteine-type exopeptidase activity; dipeptidase activity. The coding region runs from base 276 to 1535 and encodes 419 amino acids. The record is from RefSeq and is a predicted model, not a curated record. The transcript is spliced from 8 exons.